CCUAGGCCUGGCAGGCAGACAAUGCUUUUUUCAAUAUUGUUAUUACUGUCAUAACCCGGCGGACACAUUGUAUACCACAGAGCAGCCAGCACAGAGCGAGGGGACAGCCCGGCGGGAACAGGCACCAGAUUCCAGGAUGGAAAUAUACAGUAGGAACAGCACCAGGCGAGUGCGGAGUAGUAGUCGUUUAUCUGUAUCUGGUGCCUCCGCAUCCCAGACAACUGAAAAAUGGGGUGAAAAAGAUGGUAGUCCUGAAGAAUCUGUUGCAAAAAAUCUUGACAGAGACUUGUAUGAGGCUGCUGGUCUAACUGCAACUAGUCUCCAAGAUGAAUCAAUGCUCUAUCAAGGAAAUGAGCAAGCUGUCCAGAAUGGAGUUAUUGUAUCAGAAGUUAUCAGCUCCAAAAGAAAUAAAAGAUGGCCUGCAAGAUUGUUCUCCAUGCUGUGCUGUCUUGUCGUUGUUUGCAUCCUCGCUGUUAUGCUUACAGUUAUUUAUCUCAUGAUGGAUGAUAUGAAAUCUGGAAGAGGGGUCAAUGAAGAUGGAGUAAAAACUAGUAUAUUAGGAUUCUGGGGCUUGUUUGUCCUGUCUGUCAUAGUGGGACUUUCCUGCUGCAGUUUUUCCUGGACUGUGACAUAUUUUGACUCAUUUGAACCUGGAAUGUUUCCACCUACUCCGUUGUCCCCAGCACGUUUCAGGAAAAUGACAGGACACUCUUUUCACAUGGGAUAUACCAUGGCGAUUCUUAAUGGCAUUGUAGCAGCGCUGACUGUCAUUUGGUGCUUGAUUUGAAUGGACACAAUGCAAGGAUCUCAAUUUAUGUACAACUCGCUGAAUAUUAGAUAUUGCUAACACAUACCAAUGCUAAUGCAACUAUGUGAAUAUGUCCAGUAUUGAGGAAAUUUGUAUGGUUUUAUAAAUAUAUAUGUAUAUUGGUUUGAAUGAUUUGUAAUUAACAUGAUUUAUAUAUUUAUGUAAUAACGCUGUUUAUACAGAAAGGAAUUUAUAGGAACUGUUUAUAUUCAGUUUUAUUUUAUGUUUUAGGGUAACUUAAAGUACAGUAGUUUAAAAUAACACUCCAAACAAUCAUGACCCUUAUGGCAUGCUGUAGUGGUUAUGGUGCCAAGAGUGCCAUUGGCCCCCUCUCCCCUAUUGUAAGUAGUCAAUCUGUUUGACUUCUUACCUGGACUUCUUUGCUGGUCACUAUUCCUUGUCUCUCGGUAGCCACCAGGAGAGCUGGACCUCCUGCUCAGGAGCCUCCAUUUAGCUCUGCUGAGCGAAGUCAGUAUGUUGGCUUAGAGCAGGGGUGUGGAAACUUUGGUGCUCCAGAUGUUUUGGACUACAUCUCCCAUGAUGCUCCUACAGCCAUAAUGCUAGCAAAACAUCAGGAGAUAUGUAGUACACAACAUCUGGAGAGCCUGAAGGUUCCCCACCCCUGGCUUAGAGCAUCAGCUGAUUGCUCUCAGCCAAUAAGGUAAGCCUUGCACCUGCAGGCUUAGGUGAGAGUGGUGCCUGGAAGACCCCAGGUGAGAAGACAAACUGCUUUAAAAUGAGUUAACUACUUAUAUUGGGCAGGGGUACCAGGUUACCCCUGGCACUAUAUCCACUGCAUUGUGUUGUAGUGGUUAUAGUAUUUGGAGUGUUCUUUUAAGUAUAGGAGAGUGUUAGAGGGAUGGGGAUAUAUAUAUAUAUAUAUAUAUAUAUAUUAGGUUUACUUUACUAUGUUUUCAAAAUUAGAAUGCUCUUGAAAUAGUUUCUUCAAAUGUGUUUCAGAAAAGGAAAAUGUUGCCAAAAGUUUAAAUUAUUUAUAUUGUAUCAUAAAUGUAAAUUAAAUAGGCAUGUAUUUCUAGGAAUGUGGUGUAUCAGGGGCCCCAGGACUUUUCAUUUCAUUUAAGUAUUUUAAACAUAUUCAAAUGGCACAAAUUACAGUCAGUGAUGGCAGAUGUCUUCCCUGAAUAUCAGAAUGUGAUGGACUGUUCUAUCAAUGUAUUGAGCAGGGAACCCAUUUUCUCAGAGACCCCAACAAAAAGACCUAUAUGAUCUGCAUCGCUUUC
Molecule: messenger RNA, 2049 nt
Organism: Pelobates fuscus (common spadefoot toad)
Lineage: Eukaryota; Metazoa; Chordata; Amphibia; Anura; Pelobatidae
Gene: ARL6IP6
Product: ADP ribosylation factor like GTPase 6 interacting protein 6
Exons: 5
Coding region: 137-787 (216 amino acids)
Source: RefSeq, a predicted model, not a curated record